Molecule: messenger RNA, 10123 nt
Organism: Pongo pygmaeus (Bornean orangutan)
Lineage: Eukaryota; Metazoa; Chordata; Mammalia; Primates; Hominidae
Gene: RBBP6
Product: RB binding protein 6, ubiquitin ligase
Exons: 18
Coding region: 4325-9703 (1792 amino acids)
Biological process (GO): mRNA processing; protein ubiquitination; ubiquitin-dependent protein catabolic process
Cellular component (GO): nucleus
Molecular function (GO): nucleic acid binding; zinc ion binding; ubiquitin protein ligase activity
Source: RefSeq, a predicted model, not a curated record
GAGUCUCCCUCUGUUGCCCAGGCUGGAGUGCAGUGGCAAGAUCUCGGCUCACCACAGCCUCCGCCUCCUGGGUUCAAGUGAUUCUCCUGCCUCAGCCUCCCUAGUAGCUGGGAUUACAGGUGUGUGCCAGUGAGCCAGGCUGAUUUUUGUAUUUUUAGUGGAGACAGGGUUUCACCAUGUUGACGAGGCUGGUCUUGAACUCCUAACCUCAGGUGAUCCACCCACCUCGGCCUCCCAAAGUAAUGGGAUUACAGGUGUGAGCCACCAUGCCUGGCCUUGUUGGUGCAUUUUUAAGAUUAUAUUCAAUAUACAAGCAUAGAACAGCUUCUGUGGGACCAGGCACAAGCUCAGGCCUGUAAUCCCAGCACUUUGGGAGGCCAAGGCGGGAGGAUUGCUUGAGGCCAUGAGUUUGAGACCAGCGUGGGCAGCAUAGUGAGGCUCUGACACUACUGAAAAAACUAAAAAUUAGCCGAGCAUGUUGGCACAAGCCUGUAGUCCCAGCUACUCAGGAGCCUGAAGCAGGAGGAUUGUUUGAUCCCAGGAGUUCAAAGUUACAGUGAACUGUGAUUGCACCACUGCACUCCAGCCUGGGUGACAGAGCAAGACCCAGACUCCAAAAUAAUACUACUAAUAAUUAAACAAACAAAAAGAGAACAGCCUUCAUGAAAUAGAUCUCAUUCCAACUUCCUGACCUUGAGUAGUUCACUACAGACAGCAGGCAGGCAGCGCUCCUUGGAUCUCCCAAUUCCGCUUGCUGGAACUGAACUUUUGACAUAAGAAAAUAAGUUAAGGGGUUUACUAACUGUCUAUGGUCAGUGGUAUGAGGCUAUACUGGGUUUGAGAAUGACAAAGGUUUGAAAUCCUGGGACCUGGGAGCUCCAUAAUUGUUACAUUAUGAGAAGCUUAGACAGGAAUGCUUCAUUCACCGUAGUAUAGUACAAAAGGCUUUUUCAGGGCUUACAAAAAUAUUGGUAGGGGAGAAAAGCGGCAGGGAGAACAGCUCCAUAUUACCCAAAGAAAACGGCAAAAUUUACAAUUCAGCUCACUGAAGAGAAAAGAAAAUAAAAAGAUUUUUUUUUAAAAAAAAAAAGAAAACUGCAAAACGAAGAUUAGUAAAGGAAUUCAGUGAAAUGGACCAAAUGUAGCAUUGUGUCAAUUAGUCAGGCAACUCAAGUCAUAGGCUUAUUGCGGGUGGUGAAUGCAUUUUGACCUGUUUGAUGUGAUAUGAAGUGAGGCCUCUGUAAGUGAGAAUACCAAGGUUGAACAAAGUUUUUGGCGGAUGAGAACAAUUGGACCAAUCGACAACAUUCUUUCCAAGGACAUCCCCCUGCCAGAUUAGGUUAUGAUCCACUGUGUCAUAUCCUGAGGGUGUGGCCCCCUUUGAGAUCCAUGAUGCACCAGGCUGAUUAAAUUAUGCAUUCAGUAUAUAAAGGAGUCGGCUGAAGACGGGCGAAAGGAACAGACUCACCGCUUCGAAGUGAAUUUCAUGCUGGUGUGCAGUUUUCUCGUCGAGUUUUUCUCUCGCUAGAGACAGCCCUCGCCCUUUCAUUCAUACAGAGGCUUUUAAGAAAAAGCAACCAACCUGAAGAGGACCUGGCAGCAAUACGUUUUUGUUGAGUUAACAAAGAGGUAAAAGUGGAAGAAACUUGUUAUAUAUGAAAAGUACUGAUGUGUGUGGUUGAGUUAAAUUGUAAUGGUGUCUCUAGCGCUGCCCUUGACUACGGCCAAAAUUUUAUUGCCACGACAUCUCUACGGAUCACGUAAAAAUGUAUCCAGUUAUUCAGCACGUAUUUAUUGAGCACCUACUAUGUUCUAAGAGCUGAGGAUACAGCAAAAACAAAUAUAGAGAUAAGAUCCCUAUUGUCAGCUGAAGGUAGGGGUUGGGGGAGAUAGAUAAUUAAAAAGUAAAUGUAUAACUGUCAACUAUCUGCAAGUGCUAGGAAGAAAAGACUAAAGGGAUAGAGAAAGAUCGCCAUCUUAUUUUAAAAAGAUGGCCUUAGGAAGGCUUUUCUGGCAGGAUGAUGAUUAAUUUUAAAUCAAGUUCAGUAAGAAUUUGGAGUGUGCUUGCAGGAAGUCCCUGGGAAACUCUGCUACUUCUUGGCUAUAGGAUCUUAUUCUCAGUUGCCUACAUUCACUGAGCCUAGCCUGUAAAAUUCAGAGAGGAUGAGGAACAUGGAUUGUAAACGAUAAUGACUAUCGUUUAUGAAUGUAAUUUUAUUAUGAUUUUUUCUGAAUGUAAUAACGUCCCUGUGCCCAAAGGAAAAAAAAAAUUCAAAUCUACUGAGGGGGUUCUUGUUACUGUUCCUGGCAUUUGCGCUUAGGAAUGGAAUUGGGACCCUGCCACUGAGCAGGCAUCCCCUUCUGCAAAUUCAGAAAGUACAUGAUUGCUAGCUUCAGUUCCAUCAUCUAUAAAUCGGAAAUAAUGUCAUGUUGACCACGUAGGGUUUUUGUUGUUAAAUUGACAUUUAUUGAGCUACAGCUAUUAAUAUUUCGGUGCAUUGAGCCAUGUCAAGGCACCGGCAUGGUCUUAGACUAUGGAUUUAUGUGCAUUUAUUUAAUCCAUAACAACCAAGUAAACCAAGUACUAUUUUUAAUGGCAUUUUACAGCCAAGGAGACCCAGGCACAGAGGGGUUAAAUCUAGAGCCCCACAUCUAGGGAUCCAACCCAGACAACGUGGCUGCUGAGCCUGGCAAUGUUAUUAUGCGAUCAGCCCUGUGCCUAGCACAUAGUAAGAGCUCAAUAAAUCCGUAUGGUGCUAGUGGCUGUUAUCAGUUCUUGGCAGCGGCUGCUCCACGAUUUCCACUUGUGAAGAGUAUAAGGUAGCCAGUUUAUUGGAAGCAGCAACUAGGGAGCGCUUGCAUAGCAACCACAGUUUUCUGCUUAGCAACCAUAAUGCUCACUUAAAUUGGGAGGCUUAGAGGAGCUGACAGGGCCUGUGGGGAAGGGGGAGUUAGCCGGCCACCCCUAGGCAAGCCAUUUUGCAGGGGAAACUGCACGCAGCCCCAGCAAGGCGAGCUCUCCCCACCGAGCCUCCCUGUGAGCCGGUCCUCCUGACGCGCAACCCCCCUCCCUUUUGAAGCAGAUGGUUCCUCCUGUUGUCCCUGCUCUUUCAGUUUCCGCGCUCUGGAGUCACAAAGCGCGGGGUCACGUGGGCGGGCCGUGCGCUUUGUGACGACAGCCGCCCCGCCUCUCGGCCCGCCUAUCCGCGCACGCCAGCCCCGCCUCGCGCGCGCCGCCCGUGCAAUCCCUGCUUAAGAGACCCCGCAGUGGGGCGCUCGUCCGAAGCCAGGCCGCGUCCGCCAUAGUGCCUGGCUUGGAGGUGUCGCCGCCACUCGGUGAGGGCCCCCGAGCGGCAAGGGGGCAACACAAAAAGGGAGCCGGAGAAGCCCUAGCCGCUGCCCGGCAGCUUGCGGGCGUGUUCUCGCGGUUCCGGGCCUCAAGGCGACGGAAACGAAAGGCGAGCGAAGCGCGGAGGAUCCGGCGAGAGGAAGCGUCAGGGAGCCUCGGCGGUGUCCCCGGGGUCCGCCGAAGCCACCCGGCCGCCGGCUGGGGCCCGGGGUGGUGAGGAAGUGCUCCGAGGCCUCGCCGAGGCCUAGCGCCGGCUUUGUGUCCGAGGCGGCGGCGGCGGCGGGAGGAGGCGGAGCCGGGGGCGGCCUACGGGAAGGCCUCUCCUCCGCCGACCGCGCGUUUUCGGCCUAGGCCGCGGGGCCGUUCGUGGCCUCCGGGGAGCAGGCGCCAGGGGUUUGUGUGCGGUGGGGGCCUGGGCCUGGGCCUGGGGAAGCUGACGCCGGUCGUCCGGAAGCCAGGAGGAGGCGUGAGGCCGCUCGUGGACUCCGGGCCUAGGCCCUCUCCCCUCAACCUUCUCCCGGGGCCUGGGUCACCCCAAUCCACGGAGAGAGAGACCUGCCGGGAGGUGCGGCCGCGCUAUGGACCCCUGACCCUGUGGGGUCGCUCGGACUCUUAACGUGUGGACUGACCGCUACUGACUGCACCGCCUACCCCCCCGUCUCUGCCGGCCCCUUAGCAUGAGCGAGGGGGACCCAGCCGGGUGACAUUGUGCCCGUUGGCGGAUUCUCGAUUUCCCCUCUUCCCCGUCCUCGUCCUCCUCCUCCCCAUGAAGUGAUUCUGAGUAUCGGGGGUUCUCUGGAUUAUUGUUCUGACGAACCCCUGCUUGUGGUUGGGGGGUAUUUAAUCUGAGGCUUUAGGGUCCUUCGGUGUCUUUGAGUGUUUUGUGUGUACAUAUUUUGCUCUUAAAGUUUAUAAAUAUACGUAUAUUGAGAGUGUCCACGUCUCCUCGCUGAACCUUAGGAAUCCCUUGGCACCAUGUCCUGUGUGCAUUAUAAAUUUUCCUCUAAACUCAACUAUGACACCGUCACCUUUGAUGGGCUCCAUAUCUCCCUCUGCGACUUAAAGAAGCAGAUUAUGGGGAGAGAGAAGCUGAAAGCUGCCGACUGCGACCUGCAGAUCACCAAUGCGCAGACGAAAGAAGAAUAUACUGAUGAUAAUGCUCUGAUUCCUAAGAAUUCGUCUGUAAUUGUUAGAAGAAUUCCUAUUGGAGGUGUUAAAUCUACAAGCAAGACAUAUGUUAUAAGUCGAACUGAACCAGCGAUGGCAACUACAAAAGCAAUUGAUGACUCUUCCGCGUCUAUUUCUCUGGCCCAGCUUACAAAGACUGCCAAUCUGGCUGAAGCCAAUGCUUCUGAAGAAGAUAAAAUUAAAGCAAUGAUGUCGCAAUCUGGCCAUGAAUACGACCCAAUCAAUUACAUGAAGAAACCUCUAGGUCCACCACCUCCAUCUUACACGUGUUUCCGUUGUGGUAAACCUGGACAUUAUAUUAAGAAUUGCCCAACAAAUGGGGAUAAAAACUUUGAAUCUGGUCCUAGGAUUAAAAAGAGCACUGGAAUUCCCAGAAGUUUCAUGAUGGAAGUGAAAGAUCCUAAUAUGAAAGGUGCAAUGCUUACCAACACUGGAAAAUAUGCAAUACCAACUAUAGAUGCAGAAGCAUAUGCAAUUGGGAAGAAAGAGAAACCUCCAUUCUUACCAGAGGAGCCAUCUUCUUCCUCAGAAGAAGAUGAUCCUAUCCCAGAUGAAUUGUUGUGUCUCAUCUGCAAGGAUAUCAUGACUGAUGCUGUUGUGAUUCCCUGCUGUGGAAACAGUUACUGUGAUGAAUGUAUAAGAACAGCACUCCUGGAAUCAGAUGAACAUACAUGUCCAACGUGUCAUCAGAAUGAUGUUUCUCCUGAUGCUUUAAUUGCCAAUAAAUUUUUACGACAGGCUGUUAAUAACUUCAAAAAUGAAACUGGCUAUACAAAAAGACUACGAAAACAGUUACCUCCUCCACCACCCCCAAUACCACCUCCGAGACCACUGAUUCAGAGGAACCUACAACCUCUGAUGAGAUCUCCAAUAUCAAGACAACAAGAUCCUCUUAUGAUUCCAGUGACAUCUUCAUCAACUCACCCAGCUCCGUCUAUAUCUUCAUUAACUUCUAAUCAGUCUUCCUUGGCCCCUCCUGUGUCUGGAAAUCCAUCUUCUGCUCCAGCUCCUGUACCUGAUAUAACUGCAACAGUGUCCAUAUCAGUUCAUUCAGAAAAAUCAGAUGGACCUUUUCGGGAUUCUGAUAAUAAAAUAUUGCCAGCUGCAGCUCUUGCAUCAGAGCACUCAAAGGGAACCUCCUCAAUUGCAAUUACUGCUCUUAUGGAAGAGAAGGGUUACCAGGUGCCUGUUCUUGGAACCCCAUCUUUGCUUGGACAGUCAUUAUUGCAUGGACAGUUGAUCCCCACAACUGGUCCAGUAAGAAUAAAUACUGCUCGUCCAGGUGGUGGUCGACCAGGCUGGGAACAUUCCAACAAACUUGGCUAUCUGGUUUCUCCACCACAACAAAUUAGAAGAGGGGAGAGGAGCUGCUACAGAAGUAUAAACCGUGGGCGACACCACAGCGAAAGAUCACAGAGGACUCAAGGCCCGUCACUACCAGCAACUCCAGUCUUUGUACCUGUUCCACCACCUCCUUUGUAUCCGCCUCCUCCCCAUACACUUCCUCUCCCUCCAGGUGUUCCUCCUCCACAGUUUUCUCCUCAGUUUCCUCCUGGCCAGCCACCACCCGCUGGGUAUAGUGUACCUCCUCCAGGGUUUCCUCCAGCUCCUACCAAUUUAUCAACACCUUGGGUAUCAUCAGGAGUGCAGACAGCUCAUUCAAAUACCAUCCCAACAACACAAGCACCACCUUUGUCCAGGGAAGAAUUCUAUAGAGAGCAGCGACGACUAAAAGAAGAGGAAAAGAAAAAGUCCAAGCUAGAUGAGUUUACAAAUGAUUUUGCUAAGGAAUUGAUGGAAUACAAAAAGAUUCAAAAGGAGCGUAGGCGCUCAUUUUCCAGGUCUAAAUCUCCCUAUAGUGGUUCUUCGUAUUCAAGAAGUUCAUACACUUAUUCUAAAUCAAGAUCUGGUUCAACACGUUCACGCUCUUAUUCUCGAUCAUUCAGCCGCUCACAUUCUCGUUCCUAUUCACGGUCACCUCCAUACCCCAGAAGAGGCAGAGGCAAGAGCCGCAAUUACCGUUCACGGUCUAGAUCUCAUGGAUAUCAUCGAUCUAGGUCAAGGUCACCCCCUUAUAGACGCUAUCAUUCACGAUCAAGAUCUCCUCAAGCGUUUAGGGGACAGUCUCCUAAUAAACGUAACGUACCUCAAGGGGAAACAGAACGUGAAUAUUUUAAUAGAUACAGAGAAGUUCCACCACCAUAUGACAUUAAAGCAUAUUAUGGGAGAAGUGUUGACUUUAGAGACCCAUUUGAAAAAGAACGCUACCGAGAAUGGGAGAGAAAAUAUAGAGAGUGGUAUGAAAAAUAUUAUAAAGGUUAUGCUGCUGGAGCACAGCCUAGGCCCUCAGCAAAUAGGGAGAACUUUUCUCCAGAGAGAUUUUUACCACUUAACAUCAGGAAUUCUCCCCUCACAAGAGGCCGCCGAGAAGAUUAUGUUGGUGGGCAAAGUCAUAGAAGUCGAAACAUAGGUAGCAACUAUCCAGAAAAGCUUGCAGCAAGAGAUGGUCACAAUCAGAAGGAUAAUACAAAGUCAAAAGAGAAGGAGAGUGAAAACGCUCCAGGAGAUGGUAAAGGAAAUAAGCAUAAGAAACACAGAAAAAGAAGAAAAGGGGAGGAAAGUGAGGGUUUUCUGAACCCAGAGUUAUUAGAGACUUCUAGGAAAUCAAGAGAACCUACAGGUGUUGAAGAAAAUAAAACAGACUCAUUGUUUGUUCUCCCAAGUAGAGAUGAUGCCACACCUGUUAGAGAUGAACCAAUGGAUGCAGAAUCAAUCACUUUUAAAUCAGUGUCUGAAAAAGACAAGAGAGAAAGGGAUAAACCAAAAGCAAAGGGUGAUAAAACCAAACGGAAGAAUGAUGGAUCUGCUGUGUCCAAAAAAGAAAAUAUUGUAAAACCUGCUAAAGGACCCCAAGAAAAAGUAGAUGGAGAACGUGAGAAAUCUCCUCGCUCUGAACCUCCAAUUAAAAAAGCCAAAGAGGAGACUCCAAAGACUGACAAUGCUAAAUCAUCAUCUUCCUCUCAGAAGGAUGAAAAAAUCACUGGAACCCCCAGGAAAGCUCACUCUAAAUCAGCAAAAGAACACCAAGAAACAAAACCAGUCAAAGAGGAAAAAGUGAAGAAGGACUAUUCCAAAGAUGUCAAAUCAGAAAAGCUAACAACUAAGGAAGAAAAGGCCAAGAAGCCUAAUGAGAAAAACAAACCACUUGAUAAUAAGGGAGAAAAAAGAAAAAGAAAAACUGAAGAAAAAGGUGUAGAUAAAGAUUUUGAGUCUUCUUCAGUGAAAAUCUCGAAACUAGAAGUGACUGAAAUAAUGAAACCAUCACCAAAGCGCAAAAUGGAACCUGAUACUGAAAAAAUGGAUAGGACCCCUGAAAAGGACAAAAUUUCUUCAGCUGCACCAGCCAAAAAAAUCAAGCUCAACAGAGAAACUGGGAAGAAAAUUGGAAGUACAGAAAAUAUAUCAAACACAAAAGAACCCUCUGAAAAAUUGGAGUCAACAUCUAGCAAAGUUAAACAAGAAAAAGUCAAAGGAAAGGUCAGAAGAAAAGUGACUGGAACUGAAGGAUCCAGCUCAACUCUGGUGGAUUAUACCAGUACGAGCUCAACUGGAGGCAGUCCUGUGCGGAAAUCUGAAGAAAAAACAGAUACAAAGCGAACUGUGAUUAAAACGAUGGAAGAAUAUAAUAAUGACAAUACGGCGCCAGCUGAAGAUGUUAUCAUUAUGAUUCAGGUUCCUCAAUCCAAAUGGGAUAAAGAUGACUUUGAAUCUGAAGAAGAAGAUGUUAAAUCCACACAGCCUAUGUCAAGUGUAGGAAAACCUGCUAGUGUUAUAAAAAAUGUUAGUACAAAGCCAUCAAAUAUAGUCAAGUAUCCUGAGAAAGAAAGUGAGCCAUCAGAGAAAAUUCAGAAAUUCACCAAGGACGUGAGCCAUGAAGUCACACAACACGAGGUUAAAAGUUCAAAAAACUCUGCAUCUAGUGAAAAAGGGAAGACCAAAGAUCGAGAUUAUUCAGUGUUGGAAAAGGAAAACCCUGAAAAGAGGAAGAACAGCACUCAGCCAGAGAAAGAGAGUAAUUUGGACCGUCUGAAUGAACAAGGAAAUUUUAAAAGUCUGUCUCAAUCUUCCAAAGAGGCUAGAACGUCAGAUAAACAUGAUUCCACUCGUGCUUCCUCAAAUAAAGACUUCACUCCCAAUAGAGACAAAAAAACUGACUAUGACACCAGAGAGUAUUCAAGUUCCAAACGUAGAGAUGAAAAGAAUGAAUUAACAAGAAGAAAAGACUCUCCUUCCCGGAAUAAAGAUUCUGCAUCUGGACAGAAAAAUAAGCCAAGGGAAGAGAGAGAUUUGCCUAAAAAAGGAACAGGAGAUUCCAAAAAAAGUAAUUCUAGUCCCUCAAGAGACAGAAAACCUCAUGAUCACAAAGCCACUUAUGAUACUAAACGGCCAAAUGAAGAGAUAAAAUCUGUAGAUAAGAAUCCUUGUAAGGAUCGUGAGAAGCAUGUAUUAGAAGCAAGGAACAAUAAAGAGUCAAGUGGCAAUAAACUACUUUAUAUAAUUAACCCUCCAGAGACACAGGUUGAAAAAGAGCAGAUUACUGGGCAAAUUGACAAGAAUACUGUCAAGCCUAAACCCCAGUUAAGUCAUUCCUCUAGACUUUCCUCUGACUUAACUAGAGAAACUGAUGAAGCUGCUUUUGAACCAGACUAUAAUGAAAGUGACAGUGAAAGUAAUGUUUCUGUAAAAGAAGAGGAAACUUCAGGAAACAUUUCUAAGGACCUGAAAGAUAAAAUAGUGGAGAAAGCGAAAGAGAUCCUGGACACAGCAGCAGUCGUCCAGGUGGGCAUAAGCAGGAACCAGAGCCACAGCAGCCCCAGCGUCAGCCCCAGCAGAAGCCACAGUCCUUCUGGAAGCCAGACCCGAAGCCACAGUAGCAGUGCCAGCUCAGCAGAAAGUCAGGACAGCAAGAAGAAGAAGAAAAAGAAGGAAAAGAAAAAACACAAGAAACAUAAAAAGCAUAAGAAGCAUAAGAAACAUGCAGGCACUGAAGUGGAAUUGGAAAAAAGCCAAAAACACAAACACAAGAAAAAGAAGUCAAAGAAGAACAAAGAUAAAGAGAAGGAGAAGGAGAAAGAUGACCAAAAAGUGAAAUCUGUCACUGUGUAAAAAGACAGAUUUUAAAAAUUGACUUAAUUACUAAGUCAUCUGUAUUAAAUUUUGUUAUAAUGUAAAGAGAUUCAAGCCUUGUAAAUAAAUGACAUGGAAGACCCUGUGCUGCACUUAAAAUAUUGCUGCUUGAUUAUUUGAUUUUUACAUCAGAGCUUUAUAACACGAACUUUUGUACAGAAUUGUGAGUUGUGACCAUGUAACAUGAGAGGUUUUGCUAGGGCCUAUUAUUUUUAACCACCAUUAAUUAGUUGGGGUGGAGUUUACUGUAAUGUGAAAUUUUCACAUUUGAAUUUUUUUAAUUGCCUGGCAAAAGCUGAUAUAAGUUCUAAAAUAUCAGCAGAAUGAUUUGCUGAAUUCAUUACAACCCUGUUAUGUCACUUUUUGAUUACAAUAAAAGUUUUCAGUAAACUUUUCAAA